AGACAGUUCUUAAUGACUGAUAUUGAUAUAUGGUAAUUCCUUAACCGGAUCACAUGACACAAUUACCUCGAGAAUCGAUAAAGAUGAAUUGCACGUCAGCCUACGUUUCCGAUUUUUUCUCCCUCGCGGGUCCUUUCCACGCGCCUAUGGUGCAAUAGAUAGACAAAGUUUAACACACUCAAGCUGCCAAUUCUAUUUCGCUAUAGCAAAAGGGUGAAGGGGAGAGAUGGCGGAGUACGAUGAGCGUGGCAACUGUGCGUCAAAUAUGUAUUUACCGAGUUGUACAUAUUACGUUUCGGCGCCUGAUUUUUCUUCAGUCUCCUCGUUUUUACCCCAGACUACUUCGUGUCAAAUAAAUUUUCCUUAUUCUUCCAACAUAGCUCAAGUCCAACCUGUUCGGGAAGUGUCUUUCAGAGACUAUGGACUGGAUCACUCAAACAAAUGGCAUUACAGGGGCAAUUACGCUUCUUACUACUCAACGGACGAGAUAAUGCACCGAGACUUAAUCCAGUCGUCGAACAGGGCGGAAAUGAUAUUCAAAAAUGAUUCCUUGUACGGCCAUCACGGCGGUACGAGCUCGCCAUGCAAUUUCUUCACAAAUGUCGGCCGAAAUGGGGUUCUUCCACAAGGGUUCGAUCAGUUCUUAGAGACUGUUAACUCUGAGAAGCCCAACCCUGACGACUCAAAACAAAAGACACACUCCAGUCUCCCCGGAGAUGCUGCGUGUAAUAAACAGACUUCAGAUAGGCCUACAUCUGAGGAGUCUAUACGAGACCCAACUGAGGACAUAGACGAAGAUGAUUAUUCGAUAUCAAACUGCGCUGGGGACAAGAACAACGGCCCAAGUUCUUCAAAGUCCAGAAAAAAGAGAUGCCCCUACUCCAAAUACCAGAUCCGAGAACUUGAACGAGAAUUCUUUUUCAAUGUGUACAUAAACAAGGAGAAGCGGCUCCAGUUGUCAAGGAUGUUAAACCUGACAGAUCGACAGGUGAAGAUUUGGUUCCAGAACAGAAGAAUGAAAGAGAAAAAGCUCAACCGGGACCGGCUUCAGUAUUUCACUGGGAAUCCCUUAUUCUGAACCCUACGCAUUUGGAGUCAAUAGUUGCUAAAUGCUUCACAACAGAUUGAAUAAAGAGUUUUUUGGGGGA
Oncorhynchus mykiss (rainbow trout) is the source of this 1148-nucleotide messenger RNA. RefSeq names its product homeobox D11a (gene hoxd11a). NCBI's taxonomy places the organism in Eukaryota, Metazoa, Chordata, Actinopteri, Salmoniformes, Salmonidae. Gene Ontology annotation, molecular function: RNA polymerase II cis-regulatory region sequence-specific DNA binding; DNA-binding transcription factor activity, RNA polymerase II-specific. Gene Ontology annotation, cellular component: nucleus. The record is from RefSeq and is a predicted model, not a curated record. Gene Ontology annotation, biological process: regulation of transcription by RNA polymerase II; anatomical structure development.